This is a messenger RNA of Hypanus sabinus (Atlantic stingray), 6013 nucleotides long. Its product is annotated as zinc finger protein 850-like. Lineage: Eukaryota; Metazoa; Chordata; Chondrichthyes; Myliobatiformes; Dasyatidae. Gene Ontology annotation, biological process: central nervous system development; regulation of transcription by RNA polymerase II. Gene Ontology annotation, cellular component: nucleus. The record is from RefSeq and is a predicted model, not a curated record. The coding region runs from base 1305 to 3686 and encodes 793 amino acids. Gene Ontology annotation, molecular function: DNA-binding transcription factor activity, RNA polymerase II-specific; RNA polymerase II cis-regulatory region sequence-specific DNA binding. The transcript has a single exon.
UAUUUGGCCCAUCUAGUCAAUGCUUAAACAACCACUUAAGGUAUCUAUUGCAACUACCUGACUGGGACCAUCGCCUUCCAUACACCUACCAUCCAGGCUCCCAUCCAAACUUCUUUCAAAUGGUGAAACUGAGCUCACAUGUACCCCUUGUGCUGACAUCUCAUGCCACACUCUCACAACCAAUUCAGUGAAGAGCUUUUCCAUGUGCUCCCAUUAAAUGUUCACCUUCCCCGCUUACCCAUGACCUCUAGUUGUCAUCCCACCCAACCUCAGUGGAAAAAGCUGCUUGCAUUUACCCUAUCUAUACCCUCAUAAUUCUGUAUACUUCCAACAAAUCCUCAUGCAAUGUUUAAUUACCUUGUCUAUGUUUAGUGCAUUUUUUAGGUGUAUAAGAUGACGAGCAGCAUUGAUCGUGUAGGUAGCCAGAGGUUUUAUUCCCAGGACUGAAAUGGCUAACACGAGGGGGCAUAGUUUUAAGGUGCUUUGAAAUAGAUACUGAGGGGAUGCCAGUGGUAAGUUUUUUUACACAGGUAGUGGGGGGUUCAUGCAAUACACUGCUGGCUAUUUGUGUGAGAGUGUUUCAGUUAUUGCGGGGCCAGGAACCCAUGCAGCUCAGUGGGAACAGGGAACAAUACCAGUGGAGAGAGUCAAACUUAGCCAGGUCACGGAUUGGAGAUGGCAGAAAUGCCCCAUUCAUAUGGAGACAGGAAGAGCAUCAGAGAGUUUGAUGGUCAUUCCAGAUACCAGCACCCUGCCCAGUCAGGAGAUGAUUUCUCUCUCCAACUUGGGUUGAACUUCACUGUAACAGUGUGAUGCCAGAUCACACCUUGACAACUUAUGUGAACUCAUCUGAAAUGUUGUCCUUCACCCAUUGACAGAUAUUGUAAAUCUUUUUACAGGUCAAAAAUGACAAGGAAUUUUUGUACGGGAAUCUAGAGCUCAACACACCAGUUUUGCUGUCUCUGUCCAGAUAUUUAAGAAGUGGAGCAAGGGAUUCACUCAAUCAUCCUUCCUGCUCAGACUGUGGGGAAGGAUUCACUGAAUCAUCUGACCAACUGGCACACCCAUCAUUUUGCACAGGGUGGAACGAUUCACCUGAUCAGACAGUGGAAAUGGAAUCACUCGGACUUCUCAACUGAAGGUACAUCAGCUAGUUCAUACUGGGCAAGGCCAUUCACCUGUUCUGUGGGUGAGGAGGGAUUCAGUCAGUCUUUCCACUUGUGGACACACCAGUCAGUUCACACUGGGCAGAGGCUGGUCAUUUGUUGAAUUUUGGGGAAGCAUUCACUCGGUCAUCUGACCGAAUGGCUCACCAGCGAGUUCACACCGGGGAGAGGCCGUUCACCUGCUCGGAAUGUGGGAAAGGAUUCACUUGCUCAUCUAAACUGAAAUUACAUCAGCGUGUUCACAGUGGGGAGAGGCCGUUCACCUGCUCGGACUGUGGGAAGGGAUUCACUAUGUCAUCUAAUCUGAAGGUACAUCAGAGAGUUCAUACUGGAGAGAGGCCGUUCACCUGCUCAGACUGUGGGAAGGGAUUCACUAUGUCAUCUAAUCUGAAGGUGCAUCGGAGAGUUCAUACUGGAGAGAGGCCGUUCACCUGCUCAGACUGUGGGAGGGGAUUUACUUGCUCAUCCAAACUGAAAGUACACCAGCGAGUUCACACUGGGGAGCGGCUGUUCACCUGCCCGGACUGUGGGAAGGGAUUCACUUGCUCAUCCGAACUGAAAGUACACCAGCGAGUUCACACCGGAGAGAGGCCAUUCAUCUGCUCAGACUGUGGGAAGGGAUUCACUCAGUCAUCCCAUCUGAAGGUUCACCAGCGAAUUCACACUGGGGAAAGGCCGUUCAUCUGCUCAGACUGUGGGAAGGGAUUCACUUGCUCAUCCGACCUGAAGGUCCACCAGCGAGUUCACACGGGGGAGAGGCCAUUCAUCUGCUCAGUCUGUGGGAAAGGAUUCAGCUGGUCUUCUCAACUGAAAUCACAUCAGAGAGUUCAUACUGGAGAGAGGCCAUUCACCUGCUCAGACUGUGGGAAGGGAUUCACUGCGUCAUUCCACCUGAAGAUACAUCAGAGAGUUCACACUGGAGAGAGGCCAUUCAUCUGCUCAGACUGUGGGAAGGGAUUCACUCAGUCAUCCCAUCUGAAGGUUCACCAGCGAGUUCACACUGGGGAGCGGCCGUUCACCUGCUUAGACUGUGGGAAGGGAUUCACUUGCUCAUCCGAACUGAAGUUACAUCAGCGAUUUCACACUGGGGAGCGGCCGUUUGCCUGCUCAGACUGUGGGAAGGGAUUCUCUGUUUCAUCCCAGCUACUGAGUCACCAGUCAGUUCACACCGGGGAGAGGCCAUUCAGCUGCUCGGAGUGUGGGAAGGGAUUCACUAUGUCAUCUAAUCUGAAGGUACAUCAGAGAGUUCAUACUGAAGAGAGGCCGUUCACCUGCUCAGACUGUGGGAAGGGAUUCACUAUGUCAUCUAAUCUGAAGGUGCAUCGGAGAGUUCAUACUGGAGAGAGGCCGUUCACCUGCUCAGACUGUGGGAGGGGAUUUACUUGCUCAUCCAAACUGAAAGUACACCAGCGAGUUCACACUGGGGAGCAGCUGUUCACCUGCCCGGACUGUGGGAAGGGAUUCACUUGCUCAUCCGAACUGAAAGUACACCAGCGAGUUCACACCGGAGAGAGGCCAUUCAUCUGCUCAGACUGUGGGAAGGGAUUCACUCAGUCAUCCCAUCUGAAGGUUCACCAGCGAAUUCACACUGGGGAAAGGCCGUUCAUCUGCUCGGACUGUGGGAAGGGAUUCACUUGCUCAUCCGACCUGAAGGUCCAUCAGCGAGUUCACACUGGGGAGAGGCCGUUCACCUGCUCAGUCUGUGGGAAAGGAUUCAGCUGGUCUUCUCAACUGAAAUCACAUCAGAGAUUUCACACUGGAGAGAGGCCAUUCACCUGCUCAGACUGUGGGAAGGGAUUCACUGCGUCAUUCCACCUGAAGGUACAUCAGAGAGUUCACACUGGAGAGAGGCCAUUCACUUGCUCAGUCUGUGGGAAGGGAUUCACUCAGUCAUCCCACCUAAUGGCUCACCAGCGAGUUCACACUGCGGAACGGCCGUUCACCUGCUUAGACUGUGGGAAGGGAUUCACUUGCUCAUCCGAACUGAAGUUACAUCAGCGAGUUCACACUGGGGAGCGGCCGUUUGCCUGCUCAGACUGUGGGAAAGGAUUCUCUCUUUCAUCCCAGCUACUGAGUCACCAGUCAGUUCACACCGGGGAGAGGCCAUUCAUCUGCUCAGUCUGUGGGAAGGGAUUCAAUUGGUCAUCUCACCUGCAGAGACACCAGUCAGCCCACACGGGGAAAUGGCCAUUCACCUGCUCAGUCUGUGGGAAGGGAUUCACUCAGUCAGCUCAAUUGAAGGUACAUCAGCGAGUUCACACCGGGGAGAGGCCGUUCACCUGCUCAGUCUGUGGGAAGGGAUUCAAUUGGUCAUCUCACCUGCAGAGACACCAGUCAGCCCACACGGGGAAAUGGCCAUUCACCUGCUCAGUCUGUGGGAAGGGAUUCACUUGGUCAUAUAAGCUGAAUAGACAUCAGCGAGUUCACACUGGGGAGAGGCCGUUCACUUGCUCUGUCUGUGGGAAGGGAUUCGCUGAGUCAUCUGAACUGAAGAUACAUCAGCGAGUUCACACUGGGUAGAGGCCGUUCACUUGCUCUGUCUGUGGGAAGGGGUUCGCUGAGUCAUCUGAACUGAAGAUACAUCAGUGAGUUCACACUGGGUAGAGGCCGUUCACUUGCUCUGUCUGUGGGAAGGGAUUCGCUGAGUCAUCUGAACUGAAGAUACAUCAGCGAGUUCACACUGGGUAGAGGCCGAUCUCCUGCUUAGAGUUUGGCAUAAGAUUCUCUCAGCCAAAUCAACCGAAUGUGCAUCAUUGAGUUCACACUGGGGAGAGGCUUUUCACCUGCUGUGAAUAUGGGAAUCGAUUCACUCAGUCCUCUAACCAUAUGCAACUCUCACUUCGGCUAGCAGCUUAACUUUUAGAGUGAUAGCUCCCCAACCCAGCCAACUUAAGAAAUCUCAUUUGGGUGGAUGCUUCAUGAUGUGUCCCGUUCCAAAUCAGUACACUGAAAUAACAAACUGUACACAAUAUGUGAUUAAACAAUUGAGAUUUAUAAUUCCUACUUAGACUAUAGGGUUAGUAAAGAAAACAAAAAGAAAGAAAAAGGGCCCAGUCUCUCCUCUCUCCAUUCACAUCUUCUCAUCUCUCCCCAGCAAAAGGUGGUGAAAUUCUCUCUUCCAGACUCACAGGAAAGAACAACAUUUCUGCCAUUGGAGAGCCCCGCACUCCCAAACCCUGUUAUCUCUAGUCAUAACCUAAACAUUGUUGCUGCAGAGAAUCAAUUACCUUAGCAGUGAAACAUUACAUAGAGGCCAUUACAGUAGCCGUGAAACCUUGCAGCAUGUUAUACUUGUGACUCACCGCCGGGUUCACACUGGGCAGGAAGUUUCAAUAAGCUGUAUGCUGGAUAUUUCUCCAUCCAUUGCUGAAUGCGAUUUCAAGACUGACUGUUGGUGCUGAACUCUGCAAUUAUUGCUGCUGCUCACCACACCCAGUUCUGCACCCUGGUCACUGGGCAUGGGAGGAGUUUCUUCUGCUGCACAUUCUCCUUUAAUGGGACUGGAGUUUAAUAUUCUGCAUCUGAGACAAAUAAAUCAGUUCUAUUUUAAACUUUGUCUUUGGAACUCUGUGAGUUUACAACACAACUAGUGGACUCAGGCCGGCUGGACCCUGCCAAUGAUUCUAUUCCUUGACAGUCCUUUUAAAUCCUCCCCUAUUGUUCAUCUCCUGCUUCCCUGUGGUGAUGGGUUCCAAACCAGUGGUGAAGAGGUUUCCCUUAAUUUUUCUACUGACUGAAGAAGUCACACAUAUUGCAGUUCUGUCUGAGAUGUUCUUCACCCCUCAGAUCUCUGGGCUGAUGAAGAAUGACAUUGGGAGUUAACCUCCUUAUUCAGGGCACAUUUCCAUAUUUUGGGCCAUUUUCCCUGCUUCUAAAGGGUUGUUAGAAAACACCACUCUACUCUAAAGACUGAAAGCCAAAUGGGAAACCAUCCAUUGGAUGUUCAACGAAGCAGGGUCAGAAACCAGAGGCGGGUCCGCACAUUGCAGAGUUUGGGGCUCUGGACGAUGGUCGGGAUAAGAAUGUAUGGUGAGGAGAAGGGAAUCAGCAGCGGGACGUGGCAACAAAUGACAGAUAGCAAGAUUUGGAAGCUCAUUUGAUGGAAAAUAAUUCAGUUGUCUGACUGACAACACAGACAAUGCCUGUUGUGAGAUUCCUCAUUUGUUGAGGCACAUGUGUGUUCAGAAUGGUAAUAUCUAUUGAAGGAGUUAUUCCUGAUUGUUUAUCCUGUAAUAUUAUAUCUGGAUAGUUAUUUUUGAUUAACCUGUCUGUUAUAAUGUAUUGAUUAUAAUAUAAAUUGUGAGAUUCUGUCCCUAACUGGAUAUGGCUUCAAUUUAUGGUGCCUUAAUGAGGUGAUAGAGGUCAUUCAUGAGUUUGUAUUUUUAAGCAAGAUUUUGGUGAAUUAUAUUUGCCACUUGAUUGUACUUGCAUAAGUAAUCAGAUUGAGUUAAACUGCUGCAGGAUCCGAGGAAUAUGUUGGAUUGUGUCUGGUUUCUCUUGGCAUUUUCUGCAUUUAUUGCCUUGUUUGUAUGUAUUUGUGAGUUUUUUGUUAACCACCUUGUCCUGUAUUUCUGCAAGGAAUCCCUCUGUUUCUGGGAAGAGGUGUCCAACUCUCAGUCAGGUGCUUGAUGCUUCCUUUUCAACAUCUUGUCUGCUCAGAUCGUUGGGAUGUCUCCCAUGGAGAGUCAUACUCAUUCCAUUUGUUAAUGUUUUCUUCCAUAUUGAUUAUUCAUUUUUCUGAGUUGGCCUCUCAUUUAAGUUUUCUGGUCUUCUUAGCACAAUUGCACAUACACACUUGGAGUGCUGAAUCCCGUUUACUUUUGAAGAAAAUAUACACCUAAAAGUUU